Molecule: messenger RNA, 1076 nt
Organism: Pyricularia grisea
Lineage: Eukaryota; Fungi; Ascomycota; Sordariomycetes; Magnaporthales; Pyriculariaceae
Exons: 3
Coding region: 366-1076 (236 amino acids)
Biological process (GO): response to oxidative stress
Molecular function (GO): glutathione peroxidase activity
Source: RefSeq, a predicted model, not a curated record
CGGAACGGACCUUUGCCGAGGUCUCAGGGUAGGCGACCUUGGUUUGGUCUGAUCACAGGCCGGAAAUCGUGAAUGUCCGACCGAGCAGCCCACAAGUAUUUAGGCUUUGAUGUUGAACAAUCGGGCAUAGACCAGACUCACAUGAAACUCUGAUGGACUUAGACCUUUUUGACUGUUUUACUGUAUAAAUGCAAAUCACUUGCAAGACAUCUUAAAAAACAAAAACAAAAAGCUUGACAUAGCUAUAUCUUUUCUAACAAAAAUAGCCUAGAUCGUCGUGUAAAAUACGACAACCUCAAGCUAGUACGGAAUCAUUCGAGCACAGCAGUUCAAUCGUAUUUUCUGAACAAGAUAAUCAAUUCACCAUGGCUUCCGCUACGACAAUCUACGACUUCAAGCCCCUCAACAUGUGCUUGCGCGGAAAUGCUCGAGCUCAAAUGACGGUCAUCGCCAGUGGUGGUGCUCUGGGAAGCCGCAACAACCACUUGCCGGCGUCGCCAAGGCCUUCGGGCGGCGGCCGUGCCGCUCCCUCGUUGCGCCGGCCACAUUCCACAUUCGUCACGUGGCGCGAGUCGCAGCUAACACCAACACCGGAUGCAGAGAAGGGCGAAGAGACCCCGCUGUCCGACUACAAGGGCAAGGUUGUGCUGGUGGUCAACACGGCGUCCAAGUGCGGCUUCACGCCGCAGUACGCCGGCCUCGAGGCCCUGUACAAGAAGAUCACCGAGAAGUACCCCGAGGACUUUACCAUCCUCGGCUUCCCCUGCAACCAGUUCGGCGGCCAGGAGCCCGGCACCGACGACGAUAUUCAGAACUUUUGCCAGGUCAACUACGGUGUCACCUUCCCCAUCAUGAAGAAGGUCGACGUCAACGGCGACAACGCCGACCCGCUCUUCAAGUGGCUCAAGGAGGAGAUGCCCGGCAUCAUGGGCCUCAAGCGCGUCAAGUGGAACUUUGAGAAGUUCCUGAUCGGCAGGGACGGCAAGGUCAAGGGCCGUUGGGCGAGCACUACCAAGCCAGAGUCCCUCGAGAAGGAUAUUCUCAAGGAGAUUGAGGCUCCCAAGCCGUCCAUCUGA